GUGGCUUGAAUAAAGAAUCUAAAGAAAUUUUGAAAGAAAAACCCUAACGUUUAAUACUCUUUUGCAGUUCUUGAAAAAGAAAUUUCAAAUCCUUCAGCGAGACAGUUCCCUCAAGAAUGAAGGGAGCGAAACGUUUCGCGGCAUCGGACUCGGCUGCGGAUAUGAAUGACUCGGUUUUGCGGAAUAAAAGAAUAAUGUCUGGAUCCCCUUUUGAUGCGCAAAGAGCUGAACCGUCACAACAGGUGGGGACACAGCCCUUGGACAUCCACCGAGCCGAGUCAUCUCAGCGACACGUGAGAGCACUCAACAACCAAUUUGCAAGUUGGGUGCAAGCACAACUCAAGAAUCACCCUGAUGAACUUUGGGAAGAUGGUGUGCAAGACUACCUUGCUCAUGCUUCUAACAUUAUGGAGAAGUUCAGUGAUGUCGUUAACUGGCUCAAAGCGAAUGCUGUAAAAGGAGACAAUUCAUCGCCAGCUGAAUCUCAUGUCACUGAGAAGAAAUUGUUGCCUGAAAAUAAGAAUGAGAUAAAACCACUUCAAGAGAAGACACAUUUAACUCGAGAAAAUUCAACCACAAGCUUCACAACUUCAUGGAGCACUGGAGCAUUCUCCAACAGUCAAUCCGGGUUAUUCUCCAACAGCCACUCUGGGUUAUUUUCCAACAGUCAAUCCGGGUUAUUCUCGAACAGUCACUCUGCAUUAUUUUCCAACAGUCAGUCUGGGUUACUAUCCAAUAGCCUCUCUGGAUUUGCCAACACUCAAUCUGGAUUAUUCUCCAACAAUCAAGCCCCUGUCUUGUUCUCCAACAAUCAAUCCCCAUUUACAUUUGGUAUGUAUUGACUAUUUUACUUCAGCAAUAUGCUGUGGUUUUUAAUGGA
Messenger RNA from Carica papaya (papaya), 880 nucleotides. Lineage: Eukaryota; Viridiplantae; Streptophyta; Magnoliopsida; Brassicales; Caricaceae. The record is from RefSeq and is a predicted model, not a curated record.